AGUAAUUUGAAGGAGCUAGGGCGAGAAUGCUGUGUAGUUGUCACGAAUAUAGCUGCGUGAGGCAGCAGUUAUUGCGUGACGGUUAUGUUGUCCUCGAGAGUUUUUUCCAGAGCGUUGAAUUGCAAAAAAUCCAGUUUGAAGCCGAGUUGGUGCUCGAAGCCAGCGGCGCUUACGAUGACGUCGAUUCAGCGUGUGAGGAAGAGGAAGAAGAGGAAGAAGGAGAGGAAGAAGAGGAAAGAGCAUACUCGCUUGGUGUUAGUGAUGCGGUGGCCAAGAGCAGGGGCUGCGUUUUCGAGGUGACACGGCCGUACGGAAAAACCAGCUACAGCCCAAGAAUCGCCGAAGCCGAGGCCACUACUGUUGCUGCUGUUGCCACUACUACUGCAUCACUGCCAGGGCUGGGUGCUACUACCGCUGGCCAACCGCCGCCCCAGCAGCAGCAGCAGCAGCCGCAGCUACUGCGAGCACCAUCGUCGUGUACAGGCAUGGCGGCCGUGCCGGUCGCAUCGGGACGCAGCCUCGCCGCCGUCCAGCUCGGGGAUCUCGGCUUGCUAGCUUGCCCCCGACUGCACUGCCUGGCGCGGUCGGCUCUCGGCUGCCCACCCUGCCCGCCCGGGAACCCCCUCGUUCAGGGGCAGCAACGUUAUGACAGCUGCCUGCAGGCCGCCGCCGCCGCCACCGCAGCUGCUGCUGCUGCCGCUGCGGCCUCUAACAACAACCCUCAAGGGCGGGCCACUGCUGCCUGCUGCGACACUGUCAGCAUGUUUAAUUGUAGUAGCAGAAAGGACAUAAACUGCGACAACGGUGCCGGCAACGGUUGCGUGAAGACCACUUCCGACCGGGGUGCAGGCGUGGAUGCAAGCGCCGGCGCCCCCGCUGAUGGAACCGUCACCAUUGGGAAGGUCGGAAGCGCAGGCACCAGCAGCGGUGUUGGCGGUGUGAUGGCGCCGCCGUCAGCACCGGUGCCAUCAGCGGCAACUGCUGCUGCCCCAGCCGACGGGUUCAGAGGCAGUGUUGGGCCGUACCUGUUCAACGAGCAGUUCGUCCUCAAGCCCGCUCGGGGGGGUGCCGCAGCUGCAUUCGGCUGGCACCGGGAUUCGAACUGGUGCCGGGGCCGCUCGGAGUUCGAGUACAGCCCCUACGUGUCGACCCUCGAGGAGCCUGCGACAGCGCUGGGUUUGUGGGUGGUCUUCUUGGACACUCUGCUACACGCCAGCGGCCCCAACACCUCCCUGCACACCAGACGCGCCUGGAUGCCCCAGUUCAGUGCACUGCCCAUCCGCCGCACAGCCGAUCAGCGACCAGUGGCGCUGGCGGUGCCGCUGGCAGCGCUCAGCACGGCGCUCGAUAUCAAUAGGGCGCCCACUGCACAUGCCCCCGCCGCAGCAUCCCCAGCCAGAACGUACGGCGCCGGAUGGCCGUACAGCAAUAGCUGCCACCACACGCGCGCCGCGAUCAUGCUCGCCCCGUCAUCGUACACCUGCCGGGUACAGCAGGCCCCUCCCGCGGCAGUGGCUGUCCCUGGUCCACACACGGGAGCCGCUGUGGCUACAUUAGCAUGUCCAACUGCCACGGGGCCUUAUGCUGUGCUGCCGGGUAACCUAUUGGCUACGGGGGCCACAUUACCGCCACCGUCAUCGUUACCAAUGCAGUCGCCGCAGCCACAGGCAGCCCAGUCGGCGCAGCUGGGAACGCCGCCGUCUGCACAACAUGCGAUGGCUGAGCGCGCCUCCGCUAGCCCGCCCUUCGCAUCGCCAUCCUGGGCGACGACAUCCGCGCGGCUUCAGAUUGCCGGCAACCAGCAGCAGGCGGACGAUUCGCUCUCUUUCUUCGACGGCUUCGGAGAGGAAAGCGAGGGUGCCGGUGAUGCUAAGCUGCUGGGGGCCUUCCCGGCAACGUCUGCUGGUCGCCAUUCGGAAGCGCAGAGUGAAGGGAAAGGGGCGGAGUUGCACCGCAAUGCUGGGCAGGCGGCAGGUUCAACGGUGGCGGUUCCAUCUUAUUCCUUUCCCUCGACCCAGCCACCGACCGCGGCGGACCAAGAAUCGGAUGCUGCCGAUAACGAGCUGAUGGCAACACGGGAGGUGUCUUUCUCAGUGACGCCCUUUUUUACAUCGGCGUCGACUGGAGCGACGAGCGCGUGGGGCGUGGCUGCGGCGGGCGCGGCUGGCAGUGAGCCCGCCGACGCGGCGGCAGGCCCCGACCCCUUGGCGCCCCUGCCCCCUCCACCUCUGCCUUCGCUGUUGCCGCCGACUCGCAAGCUGUCUGUUGGGUUCAUCCUGCCCGAAGACCCAGCUGUUGCUUCACCAGGCGAGGAGGGCGACAAGCAACACAAGGCCUUCCCAGACAUGUCGUACGCGGCUCCGGGCAGUGUUGCAGAUGCUGCGUGUGCAUCGGCGGCCGGCGGCGGCGGUGGUGGUGGUGGUGGUGGCUCACAUGUGGAGGCGGAACCCCUAGGAGGUGAUGGGGCCGGUGAACCCCACUCCCUUACUUUCACCAGCGCCGCCGGCCUAGGGUUGUUGCCGACGAGCCAGGUGCUCCUGAUGCCGCCGCCACCGCAAGGGAUGGUUGCGCCGUCGGCAGAGGAGAGCCUGCCAUUAGACUUUCCGCCAUCUGUUGGGCCGCUGCCGCCUCCGCCGGGGCUGUCGGGCUCGGGCAAUAGCGUGCUGUCCAGGACACCGUCGCAACGCCACCGGCUGAGCGUCUCCAGCUCCUUCCGGGACCGUGACCCAGAUCCCGAACGCUUUAGCGAUGCUGACUUUGCGACGGCACUUGUGGCGGGGGAUAUGGCGGCACCUGUGGCGGGGGCCCUGAGCAAUCCGGAGAUGGCAGGUGGCCAAGCGGGGCAGCCUCAUGCGGCGGCGGCACCGUCAGAGGCCAGCGUCGACGCGGGCCUUGCGGGCGGUGACGACGAUAGCGGCGGCUAUGGAGCAGCAGCUGUGGAGGGCAUGGGCUAUUGCGAUGCGUUAAACCCGGGGAUAUUGGCGGCCGCCAACACCGCAGCAGCGGUUCAGUCGCCGCCGCCAUCGUCGCGUGGGGAGCAACAACAGCAGCAGCAAGAGCAGGCCAGCGGCUGCGAUGUCGGGAUGCCGUCCUCCAGCGCCAUGUCAGUGCAGGAGCGCGGCGACUUGGGAAGUGCUGCCACCGCGACGCCUUGUCCUUCCUCGACCCCUGGGCCGGUGUCCGCGGCGGUGCCGGUGUCAGGCGGCAGCCCCGUAGUGGCAUUCCACAGCGGCCAGGAGAGCGCGGAGGGGGACCUCGUGACGGAUAUGUCCACGCCAGGCUCCUUUGACGCGGCUACCGAGUUGUUGUCGGAAGCGGAUUUCGCGCAGAUGCCAAUGGGGCAGACGGAGGGAGGUUCUGGCGGUGUGGCAGGCGCCGCCCUCAGGGCCCGUCCGGGCAUGUCACGGCUGUACCGCACAUCCAUCGCGUCUUCUGAAACAGCGACUCCGUCGGAACUCGCCGCCUUCGACGAUGCAUUCGACGAGCUCAUGGCCGACUCCUUCGACACCGAACCAGAGCCUGGUGCGCUGGCGACGGGCGAUGCUGACGAUAUCUUUGCGUCUAUCGCCGCCGCCGAGCCUGCCGUCGCAGCUGAAGCUGAAGGUAACCUGGCCGGCGCAGCGGCGGCAGCCGUUGGGCUCCAGGGACAGCAGCUGCAGACGCCGGGACAGUACACAAUCGUCCGCGGCAGCCGCAGUAACCUGUCACACCUCUUCGAGCCGCCACAGGUGGCAGCCGUGGCGGCUGCCGGCACGGCUGCAGUUAUCAGCCCACCGGCAGCGGCGGUCGCUAGGAACCCCGCGCCUGUUAGCACAUAUCAGGAAGUUGUGGGGGAUGUUUCGGCUUUGUUUGGGAGCAGCGGAGGCCAGGAUGAGGACGACGUAUUUGGGGUAGCGGCUGCAGAUGAAACCUUUAGCGGCACUGGCGUCGGCAGUGGCGAAGCUGUUGCUACUGCGACAGCGGCAGCGACAGCGGGUGGUGCGCAGGACCGUUACCCUUUCCAAGUGCCCGCUGCCGGGGAAAUUGCCGAGUGGACGCAACCACGCGGGCAAUGGCAGCAGCCCGCCAUACCGGCGGUGCAGCAACCGCAAUGGCUGCCGCAGCAGCAACACCAGCCGCAGUGGCAGUACGGCAGUAAAACCCAUCAUGCAGGUGCCACAGACGUGGACGUGGGAGCAUCGUUCUUUGACUCGCUGGGUGCAGCAGAGCUUCCGGCGGCAGCUGCGGCAGCGGUGGCCGCACCCAUGGCCGCCACCGCUACUGCUGCCGCCUCGGCGGCCGGCGCCCCACGCACCCAUGGGGAGCCUGGCCCAGGGGCCACUGCGACCGCCCCUUCGGGCGAGGCGUUUGCACCACAGCCGUUGCAAAGUGUGCCAGCCGAUGACGCGGCCUCCUUCUUCGACUCCCUGGAUGACGGUGAUGAAGAACGUGAGCCGCCCCAGCGCCCGCAACCUGCUGAUACUGGUCCGCAUGUUAAACAUUAUUUGGGACAGGGAUCUUUGCCGCAAAUGCAGCCCCAGCAGCAGGGUCUAGCGGAGCGGCAUGCCGGGCAACAUGCCAUCGCCCAGCCGAUCGCGUUCUCGCUGGAUUUGGGCGCCACACGUGCCGCAGGUUUUGGCGGUGUUUUGUCUGCCACGCAGGAUGACGGCACGAGCUUCUUUGACACGCCGCGGCCCCAGGGGGUCAAUGGAGCGCCAGAGGGAGCACUUGUCGUAGGGGGAGGAGCAGAUUCGAUGACGGCGGCGAUAGCAGGCUUGCCAGCGCCGUUCUUCUCACCCUUGGAACAGCUGCCGCCCUCGCAGCAGCAGCAGCAGCAGCAACGGCUGGAGCCUCUGCAGCAGCUGGCCUCGCGACCACCGCAGCUGCCACAACAGCAAGAAUCUCAUCAUCAUCAGCAGCAGCAGCCGGAGACUCAGCAGGCCGCCCAGUUUAACAGUGUCAGCCACUCCACUGCACUCAGACCGCUGCAGCAGCAGCAGCAGCAGCUACCGCCACCACCACUUCCUGUCGCACAACAGAGCCCCCAGGGGGCCUCGACAGGGGACCUAGACGGUAGUGACUUUUUUGACAACCUGCCGGACACUUUCGGAGGCGACGGAGGGAUCAGUGACAGUGCCCAACACCAGCAGCACCAGCAACCACCACAGGAGCUGGCAGCGCCCGCCGGUGCUGCCACCACUCCUGGAGGCGUUACAGCCGUUACAGCGGCUCCUACUGACCAGGUCAACGAUGUCGCAGCGCCGCACGGACACAGCGCCGCGCAGGAACUUGCCUCGGCCGGCCCUGCGGGCGGUCAACAACAGCCGCCGUACUUCCAACAGCCAGGUUACCGAGCGCACGAACACCAGGAGCACACAGCUUACAACCAGUCCGCGUCCGCGUUUGGAUUGCCCGCGGCACCGCGGCAGCAGCAGCCUGCAUACGAACAAUUACCUGGGUCGUCCAAUGGGCGGGCGUACGGGCAGCCGCAUGCGUCAGCUCUGCAAACGUACGGCGUGGAGUCGCUAGCACAGGACCAGGCCCGCGAAACCCAAGCACAGGCUGCAGGCGAGGCCUCACGCACGUUUGGGUGUCCGACGCCCGGUGACACUGCGUCGGUAGCUGCUGGCCCGGGGCCAGGUGCUGCAGCCGCCGCCGUGCCUGGCGGUUCUGCUCCGCACGAGGCCCCGUCGGUAUUAACGGACAGCAGCAGACAGGCACAUGUCCUACACGACCUUGCUGCCAGCCCGAACCCGCAGCCGUCCUCGUCACAUGCAAUUGCAACUGCGGCUGUGGCUGUGGCUGGCGAUACUGCGUACUUUGCAGCUGGGGACCCAAUCAGGCAUGCAUUCGGAUAUGGGCAGGCGCAGCAGACUCAGCGGUUGCAGGAAGGUCAGGAUAGUGAGCAGAGGCUAUGGUCGCAGGAACAGGGCCGGCAGCAUGGGCAAGCGCAGGGGCAGGAUGGCCAGGCGGCAGUGCAUCAGAGGCAAGCUACGGGUGCUGAGUGGCCCGCAGUGGCGGAUGAGCAGGGGGCGCUUACAGACGGAACUGUGGCGACCCAGCUUAACAGGGGGCGACAUGUAGAACCGCAACCGCAAGGGCAGCUGCCGGACCAGGGGCAGGAGCCGCAGAAGCGUAUGACGGAAGUCGCGGGGGGGGCAACGGCAGCCGAGGGGCCAGGUGACGUGGGCGCGGCGGCCGGGGCGAUUGUCGUGAUGAGUGCGGAAGAGCCGAAAGCCCAGCACCAGCCAUCAUCAUCGCAGGAGCCAAACACGCAGCAGCAGCAGCAGCAGCAGGAUCACCCGCAUUACGCGCAACAGUAUCAGUACCAUCAACAGCAGUAUCCACAGCAGCCCGCUGUUGCAUGGUCCAACUUCACGAGCCCUGCUUCGUACAGCGCGCAGCAGUCGCCGCCGCCGCAGCAUCCUGCCGCUCAACAGCAGCAGCCCAUGUAUGGCCAACAAGUCACGUUGCCGUAUACCAGCGGGGGCCCGUACGGCGGCUCUGCCUCCGCGUCAGCCUCGUCGUUCGGUCAUCAGCAGCUCGAUUAUGACGUAACACAAUUUGCGCAGCCGUACGGUCAGCCGCACGGCGGUGGAUCCCAGUCGGCAGCGGCAUAUGGGGGCUACGGCCAGCAGAACGCAGCGCAGAUGUUUGCCCCAGGAACGUACGCCGGUGGCAUGUACGGCCAGCAGCAGUACGGCAUGCAGCAAGCCAACGUCAAUUACUUGCCUACGACCCCCGAAUUGGCUCGCACAUGCCCCCACGGCCGACCCACCCACGUAGUAUUCGCCUUUGGCUUUGGCGGCCGAGCGGUGCUGAUGCGGCCGCCCGCGUCAGGCACGGACACAGGCACCAUGGCGGUGUUUGGCGGCCCGGGUCCCCUACAGCUGCUGCCGCUAGCGGCCCUCACCCAAACGCACCUGGCAGGGGGGAACCCCCGACAGCCGCCGUCGCAGCAGCAGCCUUCCUCUACCUCAGGCUCGAGCGGAGGCCCCACCAAGGCCGACAAGCGGAUACCCCGCGGAGGGCAGGCUGCCGCUUCCACGCCCGUGCUGGAGCCGUUGCUGCGACAGCUGGCGGCUUUCCCUGGGCCCUUGGGUCCCGCAACAAGCAAGGACAAGGUGCUUAAGUGGCUGAGUGACCACGCAGCAGCGUGUGGCGCCGACGACGCGCCCUGGGAGCAGCAGACCAACGCGGGCGACGCAGGGGGCCCCACAGCUGCGGCGGCAGCAGCUACAGCGGCUCAGAGGCAGUUGCUGUGGGAGGUGCUGCAGCUGAUGGUGAAGCACUCGGAGGCCGGGAAGACCAAGCAGGCCAGAGGGUGGCUUAUGGGGCAGAGCAAAGAGGACCAGUCCAUGGAGUCCGACUUGGUGAAGCUGCUGCUGAAGCGGCGACACAACCCCCCGCGUCACCACCAUAGCCAGCACCACAACCAGCAGCAGCAGCAGAACACCUCCACGGCCAGCGGCCUCGCGGCCGCGGCUGGCGGGUUCUUCCAGUCCGCUGCAGCCGCCGCAGCUGCAGCCGCGGCGGCUGCCACUGGCGCUGCCAGCAGCAGCACAGCCGGCGGCAACGCCACCACUGCCGUCAGCGGCGAUCAGGGACAUAAUGAACACCAAGCCGAUGGCGAUGACGCCGUCGACGACGAUGAUGCUCUGGAUGGCAACCACGCGAUGGGAGGUCCGCCCGUGUUGGCUGCCGGCCCAUCUGAGGCGUUGCAGCAAGCAGCCGCCAAGCGCAUGCAGCGGCUGCUGGUAUUGGGCAGGAAGGCCGACGCGCUCAAGGUGGCGACGGAGGCCGGUUUGUGGGGUCCUGCGCUGCUGCUGGCUACUGCUGUCAGCCCCGACGGUCGUGCCUUCCAAGAGGCAGUUGUAGCCAUGUCGCAGUCGCUGCUACUGCCGGGCACGCCCGCGCGCACGCUGGCACUGGUGCUGGCUGGCCGACCGGAUCUGGUGCACGCGACACCCGAUGACGCAGCGGACGCUGCGGUACCUGCGGCGGCGGCGGUGAUGACGGCGACGGGUCCAAGCCCGACCCGGUCUGUUAGCAGCGGCGGCGUUUCGCUGACAUCGCCGUCGUUUGGCGCCGCUGCCCCUUCGCCAGCACCUCAGAUGCCGCCGGCGGGCUUCUACAACCCAAUGGCGGCUGUCGCCUCCACCAGUGGCGAUGGCGCGGGUAAAGCCCACAGCGGCGGCGGCAGUGCUGCAGCAGUCGCCGCCGCUGCUGACGGCGGUGGCGGCGGCAUGCUGGCAGCAUGGAGGGAGCAUUUGGUGGUUUUGUUAACCACUCGGGGGCCCGUGGACUGCUCGGAGGCUGUCGUACGGCUGGGCGAUAGGCUGCGAACGGAGGCCUCUCAGGUGCUGCCCGCGCAUGUUUGCUACUGCCUGUCCAACUGCCCACCAUCGUUGCCAGACACCGUAGACUUCCGCUACAGCCUCCUCGGUGCCACUACAGCCGCUGUGCUGCAGCACCCGCUGGCUGACGGUGCGCUGGCGCUACAGCGUACCGAGGUCCUGGAAUGGCUGCUGCUGCGCCAGGCCGCGGCGGCUGCUGGCGGAGCCGGUGGAAGCGUCAGCACCGCCGCCGCCGCGAGCGCCACGGCGGCAUCUAUUGCGGCCGCCGCCGAUGCAUUGCUGCUGCAGAUGUGGGCGCUGCUGCCGUUUAAGCUAAUACAUGCCUGGGAGCUGGUCGAGUACGGCAAGAUCUCUGAAGCGCUGCAGUACUGUGCGGCGGUGGAGUCUGUACUGCGAGCCGGUGGUGUGGCGAUGUCGCCAGGACAGGGCCAGCCAGCCCAGCCGGCAGCCCCCACAGCGGCGGGUCGCCUCCCUGCCGGCGCUUGGCUGAAUACCACCGAAACGCAGUUGCGGCGGCUGCAGGACCGGCUAAUGCAUUUUGCGCAGGCCAACUCGAUCAACUUGCAAAGCCGGACUGAGUCCACGAUCACAAAGGUGGGCCGCUUUCUGGACGGCACCAUUAACAAGCUGCUGUGGGGCGGAGAGCAAAUCGACGCCGGCGCCCAGGCCAGCGCCACUGCCGCGGUCGCAGGAGCCAGCACACCGGCCAGUGGCGCAGCUGGCGGCACAGACGGUGCCGCCGCCACGGCCGCGAGGCCGACGGGGCCGCAGGUCGUCCUUGGCGGUCCGUCCGUCCGACCGACGGACAUGGGUCCUGUGUCACCGUGGCUGCUCGACCUUCAUCCGCAUCCGCACGUGCCGGGGUCCUCCGGAGCACCGGGGAUGCAGCCGAUCGAGCCCGGGUAUCAAAACACGACCGGCGGUGGCAGCGUGGGUGCGAACGGUGGUCGGAUGCAGCAUUCGGCUUCCACCGCGGCGCUGGCGGCUGCUGCCGAUGGCGUUGUGGGCACCUCCUGGCUUCCGGGCAACACCUCCGCCGGCCCUGUGACGGCGCCGGUGGCGUCCGCGUCGGUGGUGCAGCAGCAGCCGCCACGAACGUCUUUUUCGGGUACGGUAGUGCCACCUGCUCCCAGGUCAGUUCCCGGCGGCUCUCUGCUGCCCGGAUACGGCUUCGACGCAGGUGUCGGUGGCGGCUUCGGAGCCAACGGGGCCGGGUCUGGGUCUACGGCUAGCGGCAUCGGGGGUAGCGUCAGUACGCCGGGCGUGGAGGAUCCCCGGUCGCAGCCCCUGCAACAGCAGCAGCAGCAGCCGCAGCCUUUGGGCCACCGCCGCAUCGUCAGUGCCAUGGAUCUGCCCCCGCAGGGGCUAAUACAGUCGCCUUCAAUGUCGGUACCGGCUCGCGGUGUUCCGGCGGAAGGCUCCACUGCGGUGCCAGGUGGCGGGGGCGGCGGCGGCGACCAGGGCAAAGGUGGCGGCAAGGGCGGUGGCGGCAAGCAAGGCUCCCCUCCCACCAGGGCCGUUAGCAGCAGCGGCAGCAGUAGGUGGCUGAUCAACCCGCUCAAGUUGCUCGGUGGCCGCAAGGGCGGCGGCGGCGGCGGCGGGGGGACCGGUCCCAAGCAAGGCAGCCUGGGCGAGGAAAACCAGUUCUACUACGACGAGACACGGAAGCGCUGGGUGAUGCGCGGACAGGAGGACGCGGUGGUGGAAGAAGACAAGCCCCCAGAGCCGCCCAAGAUGCUCGGGGGCGGCUGGGCGGCCGCUGCUGCCGCCGCUGCUGUGGCGACUGGGGUGGAGAGCACUGCCUUUCCCGGUGCCCAGGGUGGUAUGCAAAGCUCGAGUCAGUCCCCGCUCACCACUCCGCCAAGCAGCGCCAAGGGAGGUCCCCCCGGUGACCUGGGGUCCUCUGCGGGGCCGGGGAGUGCGGGUGGGCCGCCAAGUGCCUCCAGCUCGCUUGCCUCUACCGCCACGCCUCCGAUGACGUCGCAGUAUUUCCAGGCUCCUCUGCGGGACUGUCGCCGUCGGGGCAAGGGAAUCCACGCCAGGUACGUCAAUACCUUUGGAGCCGGACCCGGUGGAGGGGGAAGCGCUGGUGGCGUCGGUGGCUCGUUUGCGGGAGCCGCCUCUGGCUCCGUGCCGCAGUCGCCAGCCACCGCGUCGCCACCGUCUUCGUUCUUCAUCCCGCCGCCGCCACAGCCGCUGCAGCCCGGGGAAGCGGAUGUGUAUGCAGCUGUAGGCGGCAGCACUGGCAGCCUGUAUGGAACAGCGCCCGAGCAGCCGCAGCAGCAGCAGCCCCAGCAGGCGUUGCAGCAGCAGCAGUUCCACCCACUGCCUCUGGCGAAAGCGCCAACGGAUCAUCAACACCAACAGGAGCAGCAACAACAAGAACACCAGCAACAGCCGCUCGCGGAUCAAGGCCAGGAUCAGGCAGCCAUCACGGCAGCAUGGGCACGAGCUCCGCCUCAGUCGUCGUACCCUGGGCAGCAGAUGCAGCUCAUCGCCUCUAGUCAGCAACAGCAGCAGCAGCAGCUGCAGCAGCCGCCACCGGCGUCCCACCUCUCUUCCUUAGGCGUCCCUGCCGUCGAUGGCAGCUACAGCUUCGGCAUCAGCGGGGGUGCGCCCCCGGGUGCAUCAGCGGCAAGCACAGGCGUCGUCAUGGCGACCCAAUUCCGCGCGGUUCAGGGCCAAGAUGGCGGCAGCGACAACGCUUCCUUCCGUGUGUCGCAUAGCGUGUCGUACGGCGUCAGCACAGGACAGUCGGACCAGGCCCCUCAGUCGCAUUCACCUGUGCCGCUGCAGAGCUACACUGCCUGGGGACCCGAUCAGCAGCCAUGGCUUCAUUCGCAACCGCAGCAGAUGCAACAGCCACAGGCCCACUGCUCCCAGCGGCACCCCGUUUAUCCAGCUUCAAAUCAAGCAACCUUUGGGUCAUACAGCACGGGUUCUCCGCAACCGGGUAAUCAGCAAACGAAUAUGCAGGCGUUCAGGGCGCCAAGCCCAAGCACGAUGCAGCAGCAACCGUCACAGCAGCCACAACAGCAGCCGCAGCAGGUAAAUACGGAGCAGACGAAACAUCCGGUUUCUCGCGGCUUGCGGGGCGCCUCAGCGGGCGGCGUGUCCCAGGUCCAACAGUCGGCAGGAACGGGGCAGGCGGCGGCCGCUGUUGUGGACGAUCUUCUUGGGUACGGCAGCGUUGGGUUGUACGGCAGCGGUUCGGGUCAGGCGGGUCUGCAGGUGCCGGGGUAUCCCAGCAUGUUGUUGGGGCAAGCGGGUGGUGCUGUUGCAGCGGUGUACAACUACACGUCCAUGAGCAGCGGCGUAGGUGGUGGCGAACCCAAGCCGUACGAUCCGUUCGCCGCGCACAGCUCGUACGACAGCACGUACUCGAAUGUGUAUGGAGGAAUUUACGGCAUGGGGUCUGCGGUGGGUGCACCGGAUGGAUAUCCAGCAGGCGGCGGGGUUUCGGCAUUCGACGGCUGGAUGGAUGCACAUGCGGGCCCUGUACGGCCUCUUAUAAAUCCUUCAAAGUCCUAG
Messenger RNA from Volvox carteri f. nagariensis, 11867 nucleotides. RefSeq lists its product as uncharacterized. Gene Ontology annotation, biological process: autophagy; COPII vesicle coat assembly; Golgi organization. The transcript has 27 exons. Lineage: Eukaryota; Viridiplantae; Chlorophyta; Chlorophyceae; Chlamydomonadales; Volvocaceae. The coding region runs from base 27 to 11867 and encodes 3946 amino acids. Gene Ontology annotation, cellular component: endoplasmic reticulum exit site; ER to Golgi transport vesicle membrane. The record is from RefSeq and is a predicted model, not a curated record.